AUGAAUUUGCUUCCCAAGCUUCACUGCGAUUUUUCUAAACAUGAUUACUGGGAAUCUUUUUUUGCUUCAUGUAAAACAACGUUUGAAUGGUAUGGCGACUACAUACAGUUAAGCGAUAUAGUUAGUAAAUAUGUAAAAAAGUCGGACAAAAUAUUGAUGGUUGGAUGUGGCAAUUCAGAUCUGAGUCGCAUGAUAUAUGACAUGAAUGCUUGCCAUGAUAUUCUUAGUAUUGAUGCAAAUGAAACAGUUAUUGCUCAAAUGAUAGACAAACACAAUAGCAAUGGUCAAAGACCAGGGUUGAUAUACAAAUGCUUGGAUGUGCUAAAUCUCCAUGGCUAUAUUGAUGCAAGCAUUAGCUUGUCUAAAGAGGGCAGAUCACAUUUUUCUUGUGUUAUUGAUAAAGGGACUCUUGAUGCCUUGCAUACACAUGAGGGUAGCGAAGAAACUGUUGAAAUGAUGUUUCAACAAAUAGAUUAUGCUCUACAAUUGUCUGGACGUUAUAUAGUUAUAACGCUAGCACAAGCUCAUAUUUUGCAGAGCAUUUGUGCUUAUUUCAUUGAAAGGAAACCGGAAUGGGUUGUACAAAUUCAUCAAAUAACUUCCAAUUCUGACCAGGAAUCUCCCCGUGCUUCAUUUCCUCUACCGGUGUUUGCUUUUGUCUUUGUAAAACUUCGGCGUUCACCAGAUCAUCUCCCUCGUUUAUCCAUUAUGCCUCUUGCUCAAAAGCAGCAAAUUAAUAUGUCUUGGGUAGUCAAUCCUACCGAAUUGAGCGCGCAAAUUAAAGAAUGGAUAAAAAUGGAACAAGAACUUUGUCUUCUUAGACACGAACUCGUCUUUCAUUUUUUGGGUCAUUAUAGAUCUGGUAAACAGAACGAGUUUCACUUCCUAUGUCCAGACAAUGAUUUCGUUGUCUUUCAAUGCCGUUAUGUAGCAAUUAACACUUCAAUCCGCUCGAAGGUCGUAGCCCCUUCUGCCGUUUAUCUUGUACCAUUUGGAGAUCACAAGUAA
Molecule: messenger RNA, 1008 nt
Organism: Protopolystoma xenopodis
Lineage: Eukaryota; Metazoa; Platyhelminthes; Monogenea; Polystomatidea; Polystomatidae
Source: the annotation of a GenBank genome assembly